CCAUUUAGCACAGAUAGAUUUAAAACGCCAAUGACCCUGGGGAGCCUACCUGUUCUAACCAUGAACAUUUCCGAAACGGCAGCCGGAUUUAGUUUUUUAAUUGACCUUUAUUAUGUUAAACUUUAUGCUGACUCAUUUCCAUAAAUUGUUAAUUGUCACUUCAUUUAUUUAAGUGGUUGUUUAUUAGGAGUCCAAGCAUAUCGUAGCUGCUGGAUCCCUAUUGAUUUUUUUAACUUAAUUCCAGAAGCAGAUAGAAUCGACAAUAGCAUAAAAUGUGGAUUCACUUAACGAUAAAGCACGGCUUGUAUGUUUUCACUACUUACGCGUCUAGUUAUAUUUUGAUAGUUUCCAGCGUCCCGAUCAUCCCUCCGCAGCUAACCGCGCUCCUUCCUGCACCGUUACACAGCGCUUAAAUGUUACUUUUUGAUUAGCCUUGGAGCACAAUAAGAGGGGGAAAGGACCAAAGAAAGUGCCGCUGUUUAUGACGAUUAGUAUCGGCCUACAUGGAAACCUGUAGGUCAAGUGAGACGCUAACGCAACUCCAGCAGCACGCUAAGAGGACAGGUCCGACUAGAUGUUCCACUUGGUACAUAGCUUAAAUACAUCACCCCAUUUUUUCUUUCUCUCAUUUCGAAUAAAACGCCACCGUUCCAGUUUGGGGUUUCAUUUUUCUUAAUCACUACGCUUCCCUUUUCAGGAUCACUACCACACGGUUUGCCUGUAUAUUAGUAACUAUGGCAACGAAGAUCGUCUUUGAGCAGCCCCAGCCGGCCAUGGAAAGAUUUGACUCCCCUGAUUGGAGCUCGGGGAUCUGUGACUGCUGUCAGGACAAGGCUGAUUGCUGUUUUGCUUUCUGGUGCCUGCCCUGCUAUGCCUGCCGGACUUCCAGGGCCCACGGCGAGUGUCUGUGCUUGCCGUUACUCGAUGUCUGCGGCAUAGUGCCUCCCAUCACCUAUGCAAUGCGGGUCUCUGUGCGACGGCACUAUGGCAUCAGGGACACCAUGUGUAAUGACUGCUUAUAUGCCACUUUCUGUGGUCCCUGCACCUGGUGCCAGAUAUCAAGAGAGAUGAAAGCGCGAUUCCGACCAAUCACCCUCAUCAACGCCAGAGUUAAAGAAUGAACCCUUUAACUGUCAUCAAUCCUCCGUGCUGCCACACUAAAGACAAACCCGAAAGCAGUAAUGACCUUCUUCACCAGCAGAUGGCCACAGCUGUAAUUACACCACAUAACUGAGUACAGCCAUAUCACUUUCUUACAAUCCGGGGAACAGAUUGGAAAACUUUACACAUUUUUUGAGUUAAUGAACUUUGAAGAAACUUCUUACUUGUCCAGUGGAAGGAAGUCCUGCUUCACUUACGGGAAGGAUUUACUAUUUUUUUUUUUUUUAAUAGUAGAAGACAAGAAAGAUGGAGUGGUUUGAUAGAUUAUGUUGGACAACAUGUUUGUUACUUUUCAGCUAAAAUUUUGGUUUUGGGUUGUAUUUACAGAUUUUGUUCAUGUCUUCAGUUGAGUACACAUCUGUGCAUUUGUACUUGUUUGCAUGACUUUUGUUUGUUCACCUUUAGUUCACACAUGGUGCAGAUGCUAGGUGUAAAAUUAUGUGCAUUUGAGCUAGAAUAUUCAACAGUACCUGUGCUUUGUUUUAUAUGUCCAUGGCACUGUACCCCCAGACAUACUAGGGGAUUAGUAGGGUGACCACCUAAUCCAUGUCAGGAGGGGCACUUUGAGCUACGACAGGGUUUGUAAACUACCAUUUCAACCAUUUCAAUCAAAAGGCCUGGAUUAAGCCCUGAGUUCUUGCUGCGUGCGGAUUGGUCAGUCUCCUAUAAUCAUGCAUGUAUCACUAUUGUUAAUGUGAAACAGCUGGAUGAAUCAAUCAAGGAAACAACCCCAUUAAAACUACAAGACAAACCAAACAAUUUAGCUGAGCACGGGAGCCUUUUAAAGUAGCUGGCAAAACCUGAAGCAGCUCAUAGUGUCCCUUCUGACAUGGAUUAGGUGGUCACCCUGCAUACAAGGAACACCACACAGCUCACAUAGCCACUUGCCGUUUCACCCACAUUCACUUUUUACUUUAACUGUUUCUACCUGAACACAACACUUAUCGCUGAGAAAACAACAACAUUGUAGCCACUGUCACAGAACUGUGUGGAAUGCUGUUGUCUGUUGUGACAAAAUUAUUUAUAUGCACGUAAGUAAAUGUGAGCAGGAAGGGUGGAUGUGUAAUACUGAAAUGUGGAUGAAUGCUACGGCCUGCUAUGUAGUGCUCAGGCCUCUGCUAUGUGGAAUUCACGUGAUCAACUAGAAAAAUAUUCCAGUUGAACUACAUUCCUUCACAUAUGUGUACAUUAGUUAUUAACAAAACAGACCUUUAUAUCCUGUACUUUGGUGUCUGUUACUCAUCUUCUGGGACAAAUCGCCUGGACCUUGUGCUGUGUCACUUUGUCAGUAAAAAAAACUGAACAUGAACAAUAAGUACCCACCUAUGUCACCAACACCCCUACAAACUAUAAAUAAGUAUUUUUGUGGCUUAUUUUAGUAGGAUCAUUUUCUGUUCAUGGAGCCUUAGCAGGCCUAAUCACAGCUGUCGAUCCAGUCCAACCAGUGGGGCAGAGGUAUUUGUGAGAGCCUAGUGUUUGUGUACAGUGCAUUUCCUCUUAACAAACCACGUCGCAGUCACACGUUCAGGUUGAUUCUGGUGAAAUAAAAAGCAUGUACUGUAUUCGCAACGUUCGUGUGUUAAUGCUGAAUUAUAUGAUUGGUAAUUUAACAUUAAGAUUAAAACAUGAUUUCUACGCAGA
This is a messenger RNA of Paramormyrops kingsleyae, 2802 nucleotides long. The record is from RefSeq and is a predicted model, not a curated record. Lineage: Eukaryota; Metazoa; Chordata; Actinopteri; Osteoglossiformes; Mormyridae.